Cuscuta campestris is the source of this 2569-nucleotide messenger RNA. Lineage: Eukaryota; Viridiplantae; Streptophyta; Magnoliopsida; Solanales; Convolvulaceae. The record is from the annotation of a GenBank genome assembly.
AAUACUCCCCCGUCCCUAAUUUAGCUUCCUCUCAGGGGGAGAACGCAAAACAUUAGUGUAAAAGAAGAAUAAUGGGGAGAAGAUUUGGCAUGAUGAAGAAGAAAAUAUACAAAUGGGGGGUUUAUGCAUGCUCCUUCAAACACCAUUAUUCCACUUCUUCUUCUUCUGCAAGCGUCACUACCUUUUUCAACAAAUUCGUGGACAAGAGUAAUGUUUUCUCUUGGAACUCUGUAAUUGCAGAGCUUUCUAGGAGUGGGGAUUCCAUUGAGGCCCUUCGGGCUUUCUCUUCUAUGCGGAAGCUCUCCGUUUGGCCAAACCGUUCGUCUUUCCCCUGCGCCAUCAAAUCUUGUUCCGCCCUCCGCGAUCUUGCUUCCGGCAGGCAGUUCCACCAGCAAGUUUUGAUCUUUGGGUAUGGGUCUGACCUUUUUGCUUCGUCGUCGCUGAUUGAUAUGUACUCCAAGUGCGGUGAGCUUGAGGAUGCACGAUUGCUGUUCGAUGAAAUUCCCCAAAGAAAUGUGGUUUGUUGGACGUCUAUGAUCGCUGGGUACGUGCAAAGAGAACAUCCCCGUGACGCUCUCUUUCUGUUCAAAGAACUGUUGGUUUCGGAGAGUGAGAGCGUGGGAGAGGAGGAAGUGUAUGUUGAUGCAGUGGCAUUGGUUUCUGUUCUAUCUGCUUGUUCUCGGGUUUCGGGGAAAAACAUAACUCAGGGGGUCCAUGGGUUUGCGAUCAAGAGGGGGCUUGAUGAGCAUCUGGGUGUAGGGAACACAUUGAUUGAUGCUUAUGCAAAGUGCAGUGAGGUGGGGUUCUCUAGGAAGGUGUUUGAGGAGAUGGCCGAGAAGGAUGUCAUCUCUUGGAACUCAAUGAUUGCAGUUUAUGCACAAAAUGGGCUCUCCUCGGAAGCCAUGGAACUGUUUCAUUUGCUGGCUAGAGAUAAAGAAGUUAAAUACAAUGCCAUCACAUUAUCCACCCUGCUGUUGGCAUGCUCACAUGCUGGAGCUCUUCGUCCUGGGAAGUCCGUACAUGAUCAGGUCAUAAAAUUGUUCCUAGAAGACAAUGUGUAUGUUGGAACCUCAAUCAUUGACAUGUACUGUAAAUGUGGGAGAUUGGAGAUGGCUAGGAAGGCAUUCGAUCGUAUGAAAGAUAAGAAUGUGAAGUCUUGGUCUGCCAUGAUUGCUGGUUAUGGGAUGCAUGGCCGAGCUAAGGAAGCUCUUGAAGUCUUCUAUGCGAUGAAUCAUGCCGGGGUGACUCCAAAUUACAUCACAUUUGUUUCAGUCUUAGCUGCUUGUGCCCAUGCGGGUUUGCUUGAUGAAGGAUGGCAUUGGUUUAGAGCCAUGGAAUGCAGAUUCCAUAUACACCCCGGGUUAGAGCAUUAUAGUUGCAUGGUUGAUCUACUUGGGCGUGCCGGUUAUCUCACCAAAGCAUAUAAUCUUAUCAAUGAAAUGAAGGUGUUGCCCGAUUCUGUUGUUUGGGGCUCUCUUCUUGCUGCUUGCAGAAUGCACAAAAAUGUAGAACUUGCAGAACUUUGUGCUAAUAAGUUAUUUGAAAUAGACCCGACCAACUGUGGGUAUUACGUCUUGCUUUCGCAUAUAUAUGCUGAUGCUGGGAGAUGGAAAGAUAUGGAGAGGAUGAGAAUAAUCAUGAAAAACAAAGGGUUAACCAAAACUCCAGGGUUCAGUCUAGUUGAACUGAAAGGUCUGGUGCAUUUAUUUCUUGUUGGAGAUAGACAACAUCAUCAACAUGAGAGGAUUUAUGCAUAUUUGAACGAGUUAUCCAUUGAGUUGCAAGCGGUUGGCUACACACCGAACAUGAGUUCGGUUCUUCAUGAUGUUGAUGAAGAGGAUAAAGGAUUGGCAUUGCAAGUUCAUAGUGAAAAGCUGGCCGUUGCUUUUGGGAUUUUGAAUUCCAUCCCAGGCGAAACAAUCCACGUGAUUAAGAAUCUUAGAAUAUGUAGUGACUGUCAUACAACAAUUAAGCUGACAACCAAGAUCGUUGAUCGGCAAAUUGUUAUUAGAGACUCCAAGCGAUUCCACCAUUUCAAGGAUGGAAUUUGCUCAUGUGGGGACUACUGGUGAGGUGAUUAGAGUAUUUUUAUGUAGAUGCAGAGGACAAUUUGAGCAGUGUAGAAUCCCACAAGCAAUGUCUGGGAACGGAGUACACCACCGCAAUAUGAAUGCAAUGGUAAAUGAACCUGCCUCAACUGUGUUUUCCGGCUUCCAGCCUUAAAAUAUUUCCUGUUUUCCAUGCGAUUAUUCCAACUACACUGCAAAUCUGGUUGAGACUUGCAUUCCACGGUGGGUGUAGCUGUUGCUUUGCUGAAAUGAAGAUCUUAAGAAAAUUGCUUUGGCCACCAACAUUGAUUCUUAUGAUCAUCACUGCAGGAGGUUCUGAAUUGCAAAAGCAUUGGCAACAAUGUAACAUUAUGAUGGCAAUGAGCUGAAACAGGAUUCCGGGCCUAAUCCAUUUAUAUAUUUGGGUCGGUCUCAAUGUACCCAUCAAAUACGCUUGGGUAUGUGUUUCCUAGCAACCAGGAGUAACCAUUCUGUGCUGGUGGGCGUAGCUUAGUUGGUUG